AUGAACAACAGCCUCGGUCCUCUAAUGUUGCAGGUCAAGUCGGAAUCGAUUCAGUCUCAAAAUGGACCUGACUGCUGGUUUUCGCCCUGGAGCCUUCCAGGGGGUGGCGCUGCCGACACAAUCGGCGAGUCGCCCUCCUCUCCCCUCACUCAGACACUCCCGAGCCCUCAGUCAAGCAUAUCCCCCGCAAGCACGGCCUCCUUGGGACGAUCUCGCGUUAUCACCGAACAAGAAUGGGAGGCUCGAAAGCCAGACAUCGAGAAGUUAUACAUGAGAGACUGCCUCUCGAGACAGGCCACCGAGCGCAUUAUGGCCGAGCAAUACCAAUUCUUCGCGAGUUCAAGGCAGUACAAGGGACGAUUCCAGAAAUGGAAGUGGAGGAAAAACAACACCAAAGCCGUUCAACAGGAUGUACUCGCUGGCAGAUCCUUCACAAUCUCAAACGGGCCAACGUCGCGAAGACAUGGCCGAUCACAGUCGAAAAUCAAGAAGGUCACUGAGGCAAUUCCAUCGCCAAUGCCUAAUGGACAACUUGAACUCUCCGCUACACUUCUACAAUGUAUGAGAGACCUCAUUCACAGAUCUUGGAAAGAAGACGCAGUGUGGACACAGCCGAACCGUCUUGGACGUCUGCCGGUUUACGGACAUGAGCUCACGUCCAGGGUCGCCGUGGGACUGGAGCACCUCGCUGUUCAAGAUACUCUAAAUGGGUUUUCCGCAAUUAGACACAUGUUCCGGGGCCUCGACGAUCUUGUCAAGAAGAGCGACAUCACUAUCUACGCCACCUUGCUUCUAGACAUCCCAAUCACAUUCUACGAGUUCAAGGACGAGCCCUUGGACGAACGCCGUUUGCUCAACAUCUACUUCCUCUACCUCCAAUGUUUACUCAGGCACUACGGCAAAGGAGGCAGUCCCAUCGCAGACGCCGCGCAUGCUAUGGCUCAGCUUAUAGACAAAUACUACGAUGAGGCUCAGGCCUUUUUGCCUCAACUGUACAGAGUUGUAGCUGACAGCUACCGAGAUGUUCAGGGUUGCGAUACAUUCGAUAACAUUGAGAGGCGCAUUGAGGCUGUGAAAGCUGUUGGCGGCACUUCCAAUGCAGCGGAAACGGAGAACAUCAUCAUUGCCUUGGAUAACAUGCAGUUUCUCGCCGCCACAAAUCAAGGUUCGCUCCAGUCGCCCAACAUGAUCGAGUACGAACUCUGGAAGAUUGAACUUCUGCGGUCUAUCGAACCUGGCGGCAAAUUUGUGGAUCGCUGCAACAGACUGCUGAAUCGCAUCAAGUCAGCUGCUAUCGAUAAGGAGUGGCGUCUUUGGGAAUCCUGGCUGCUGUGGAUUUCUGGAGAGGUCAUAUACGAGCUCUGUAGAUUCUUCGACGACGCUGGGGACGAUGAUGGGUGGGCUGAGAAUCUGGAGAGCUGUAUCUUGCGGUUUAGGUGUGCGAUCACCAAGGAUGACACCUGGGAAGAGCUGCUAGGGCCAAGGGUGAUGAUAUAUCGAGCUCAGUUGGUCAUUUUUUGGACAAAGAGGGGAAAGCUUGAUCGGGCUGAGAGUCACAAACGGUCCAUUGGGAGCUCGGCUUUCUGGGAGGCAGUCUUGAGAGAGGAUUCGGAGGCGAUCGCUGGUCUUUCUUAA
This is a messenger RNA of Colletotrichum tamarilloi, 1635 nucleotides long. RefSeq names its product transposase. The record is from RefSeq and is a predicted model, not a curated record. The transcript has 2 exons. Bases 1 to 1635 code for a protein of 544 amino acids. NCBI's taxonomy places the organism in Eukaryota, Fungi, Ascomycota, Sordariomycetes, Glomerellales, Glomerellaceae.